UCUGCUUGGACCGUACUUAAGGUGCUGCGAAGUAAACUACAAAAGUGCGACUUAACUACAAAGACGUUUCGUUAAAUCCUUGAGGGAUAAAACGCCCAGUGACAAGGAUUUUGGACUAUGCGACGUGCCGUAGAUCGUCCAGUGUUUGCUACAUCACAGUUAGCCCGAGUUAGCCUCACUGGUAGAUAGCAUCGAUUUAUGUUCAGGUAUUUCCAGCUAUCCUGCACUCAAUAGGCAACUGAAUUAAUGUACACGUAUGAUGGCUUGUUUAUGAAGCUAUUGUUUAUUAAUUAAAUGACACCAGAUUAAUACGGUGGUCGCGACAGACCUCGACAAGGUCCGUAAAGGUAAACAAACCGUGCCUUCGCCAGUUUCUGUGGGACGCCUGCCAAGCUAGCUGUCAACGUAGCUCGUCACUGACCUGUAUUUUUAUGAGUCUUUAAAUGGAAAUAUCACUCGGUUCACCAUGAAUUGUCGCUCGGAAGUUCUUGAACUGACAGUGGAGGCGAGGCAGGUCGACGAAGCCAUGUUGGCCCUGCUGCACACUAUCCUCCUGCAUCGCAGCACCGGGAAAUUUCACUACAAGAAGGAGGGCACGUACUCCAUUGGCACCGUGGGCACACAGGACAUCGACUGCGACUUCAUCGACUUCACUUUUGUCAGGGUGUCCUCAGACGAGCUGGACAGAGUAAUCAGGAAAGCUGUGUCUGAGUUUAAGGAUGCUCUGAACAACUCCGGCAGUGAUGGCAUGGGGCAGAUCUCCCUGGAGUUCUACCAGAAGAAGAAGUCCCGCUGGCCCUUUUCAGAUGAGUGCAUCCCCUGGGAGGUGUGGAGCAUCAAGGUCAACGUUGUUAACCUGGCCAACGAGCAGGAGAGGCAGAUCUGCAGGGAGAAAGUGGGCGAGAAGCUGGGCGAGAAAGUGAUCAACGUCGUGGAGGUGAUAAACCGCCACGAGUACCUGCCAAAGAUGCCCACCCAGUCAGAAGUGGACAAUGUUUUUGACACAAGUCUCAAAGAUGUGCAGCCCUACCUUUACAAAAUCACAUACCAGAUCACUGAUUCACUGGGCACCUCUGUAAGCACCACCAUGAGAAGGUUAAUUAAAGACACCCUGGCACUGUGAGACACCCUAAGAGGGAAGAUAUGGGUCUUGGACUGAAUCUGACAGCUGUGUUUGUACUCAGAUCAUGAUUUAAAACACCUACACCUGUCUUAGUUGCAAUACCCAUACUGCUUGUUCCUUGGAAUUUUUCAUUAUGUGAUGUCUAUUUAGAAAAUAUUCUAUUGCAAGCUUUAAUUUCUCCUCAUAAAUGGUCUGCAAAUGCCUUCAUCCAGCUAGUGCACCUUUAAUACAAUAACAGGCAACACUGGUAGUUUUACUUUGUUUUUUAAUACAACAAAGUACAGAAAUUGUAAUGGUCAUGAUCACAAAUAAUGCCAGAUUUGUGUAAAUAUUUGAAAAUAAAUGUUCAAUGUGUAA
Messenger RNA from Myripristis murdjan (pinecone soldierfish), 1480 nucleotides. RefSeq names its product autophagy related 101 (gene atg101). Lineage: Eukaryota; Metazoa; Chordata; Actinopteri; Holocentriformes; Holocentridae. Gene Ontology annotation, biological process: autophagosome assembly; autophagy. Bases 467 to 1123 code for a protein of 218 amino acids. Gene Ontology annotation, cellular component: phagophore assembly site; Atg1/ULK1 kinase complex. The transcript has 2 exons. Gene Ontology annotation, molecular function: protein kinase binding. The record is from RefSeq and is a predicted model, not a curated record.